Amyelois transitella is the source of this 700-nucleotide messenger RNA. It is a transcript of the gene twz, whose product is annotated as BTB/POZ domain-containing protein Tiwaz. The transcript has 5 exons. Gene Ontology annotation, molecular function: protein binding. The record is from RefSeq and is a predicted model, not a curated record. Gene Ontology annotation, biological process: protein homooligomerization. The coding region runs from base 98 to 619 and encodes 173 amino acids. NCBI's taxonomy places the organism in Eukaryota, Metazoa, Arthropoda, Insecta, Lepidoptera, Pyralidae.
GUGUGGUCCGCCGCGGUCGCGUCGCUACCUCCGUCUAGCGCUUUGCCCGAAUCGUACCAUAAUAUUUCUCUGACCGGCUGCAGUUUGCGGCAAGGUCAUGUUGCCAAUGAAGCCCGGAAGCCCUCAGCCCGAGGGCUCCAUGGAGAAAAAGCCAAUCGCGGGCAUCCCCCGCGUGGCUCCCACCACCAAGGACAAUGCCCCCGUGCAUAUUGAUGUGGGGGGUACCAUCUACACCUCAUCUUUGGAGACUCUGACUGCAUAUCCGGACUCCCGUCUCGGCAAGAUGUUCAACGGGACCAUCCCGAUAGUGUUGGACACGUUGAAGCAGCACUACUUCAUUGAUCGCGACGGGGAGAUGUUCCGUCACAUCCUUAACUUCUUGCGCAACAAGAAGUUGCUGCUGCCGCAAGACUUCAAACAAGUGGAGUUGCUGCUCACCGAGUCGCAGUAUUUCGAUAUCGAACCGAUGACGGCCGCCUUGACUGAUAUGAAGAAGCUGCAAGAUAUCGCUGAUCAGGAGGUCGCUUGGAUUGGAGCUGCCACUGACCGCCUCCGCAAGGAGACUGAACUACUAUUCACAGACAAGGUGAAUAAGCGACGCGAGAAUAACUGGUCCUGAAGCUCGCGGCCAUUGCGUCGAGGCCCCAACGCCAGGAAGCGCAAUUACCCUUGAACACACGUGGAUGGUGGGCAAAUUUUU